UGCACUGCAGAGCAAGAUAUGUGUAGAAAGGAAAGAGCUAUUUCCAAAUUAUGGUUAUUAAAAGCAUGAACGCAUCCAUUUCAUCCAGUCAAGUCUUCAAUAUACUUGCGAGAGUUUGAGAGUAUGUGGGUCACGUUUAUUCUACUUCCGCUUCUGCCUCAGCUCACCCUCUGCGUUCACUGUCCCAGUGUGUGCGUUUGUAAUGUUAAGGGUGCUGCAAAAUGCAGUGGAGACAUCAGCGACAUCCCCCCUCUCGACCCGAAAACAACUUUUCUACUCUUGCUAAAAGACACAAACAUAAAGGUCCUCAAAGCCCGAAGUUUUCAGUCGUUCUCUCUUCUGCUUCGACUAAUGAUCACCCAUAGCGCUAUAGACACAAUUCAACCAGAAGCCUUCUAUGGUGCUCCACAGUUUCGGUCAAUCAAAUUGUCAUCAAACGCACUCUCGAUCUUCCCACCCAAGGUGUUUAGUGAGCAGAGCAACUUGGAGCAACUGCAGCUAGAUGAUAACCAAAUAGUUUCCAUUAGUUCAGAACUCUUCGAGGGGUUGGUCAACCUAACAGAGCUGGAUUUGAGCAAAAACCGCAUCUCCCAGCUGGACGCCGGCGUCUUCCAGAACUUGACUAAGCUGAUUUACCUAAACUUAGCUGGUAACCAACUGAGGAACCUCCCAAAGACGCUUUUUCACAACCUACGUCAACUCCAAUCUCUGGUACUCUCGUCCAACAAGUUGGUGACUCUGGAAAGUGGUGCAUUUGAUCAUCUAAGCAAGCUGUGUUUUUUAUUGCUUCACAAGAACCAGAUCCGAGAGAUUCCUCCGCGUCUUUUCUGGCACUUGCCAUCCCUGCUCAACCUUUCGAUGUCAGGCAACCAACUCCAGUAUAUUCCAGCCGAGAGUUUCUACUACUUACCCAACCUGACCAUGCUCACCCUCUUCAAGAACCCCUUGAUCUCCCUACCUGACCAGCUGAUGGGCAACAUGCCGCGGCUCGUAGAAUUGUACCUUUACAAUACUAGUCUUGUCACUGUCCCUUGGAACCUUUUUGCUAACAUGACAAACCUACGUUUUCUCAAUUUACACUUGAAUGACAAGUUGAACCUCCUACCAAAGGACCUCUUCUGUUGCCUGCCCAAUCUGAAUAAACUGUCCCUGAAACACAACAACCUUCGGGCGCUGGAGCCGGACCUCUUCUCGAAUUUGACUAGUCUUCAGAUUCUGAUGCUUAAUGAUAACAAGCUUGAGUCUCUCCCAGCAACAAUCUUUUGCAAUACUUCAAGACUAGAAAUACUGGACUUGAGCCGCAACCAUCUAAAGUAUCUGCCCGGAGAUGUUUUCACACACACAAAGGCGCUGAAUGUUCUCUCUCUUGGCGGAAACAAAUGGAAGUGUGAUUGUAACAUUAUAGGUAUUGCAGAAUGGAUUCGCGACAACCCAAGGCUAAUCAAUGCCUCGGAGAAAGGAGUAGCAUGCUAUGAACCGUACCACUUACAAAACCAUUCGCUGCAAACAUUGACCCAUGCAGAGCUCAAAUGUGGUCAGGUUCUUUUCCAGACAAUUAUGACUACAAGCAUCAUUCCCAGACAGGUUCCUGCAACAUCAACCCCACAAUCGUCUACGGCUACAAGCACAAAAGCAAGACCUACAGCGACUUCAACUACGCCUUCAAUUACAAGCACUUUUGCAACAACAGCCUCUCGCUUUUACAACAGCCUUUUGCUUUCUCCUAUUUACAUAAAACAAGGGAACGAGUACAACAAUGAUCUGGCGUUCUACGAAAAGAUUGUUUUGGAAAACGGACCUGACAUUGUUCACAACAAUCAUUACGGUGGUUGGGUGUACCUGUGGACUGUCCCGUCGACCGGUCCAUUUAGUGGUUUCAUGACGGCUUUGUACAUUGUUCUCUUGGUCACAGGGGUAGUACUGAUUGCGGCCACCUGGUAUGCUUUAUAUCGGCUUCAUAAGGUGAUGUGGAUGUUACAGAAAGUCACUAUGGGAGGCAAUCAGAGAAUAAUGGCUAGAAGAGUACGAAGCUUCAAAGUCAAACUCUAGAGGAAACUUAAAGUUAAAGGGAUACGCACUUUUUUUUGGAGAUUUUUACAACUUCCCCAGAGUUAAACAGUUGGGUUUUACUG
Molecule: messenger RNA, 2132 nt
Organism: Pimephales promelas (fathead minnow)
Lineage: Eukaryota; Metazoa; Chordata; Actinopteri; Cypriniformes; Leuciscidae
Cellular component (GO): plasma membrane
Molecular function (GO): protein binding
Source: RefSeq, a predicted model, not a curated record